Molecule: messenger RNA, 564 nt
Organism: Echinostoma caproni
Lineage: Eukaryota; Metazoa; Platyhelminthes; Trematoda; Plagiorchiida; Echinostomatidae
Source: the annotation of a GenBank genome assembly
AUGUGGAUGUAUCCUGGGUGUUGGUUCGUCAUAGAAUCCAGCAACUNCGCUAUUGGCCCGCCGUUGUUUGACCGAGAACUGCGUGCGUUCCUCCGGCAGCGGAAUGAAGCCUGGUCCAGGUACCGUGCAACAUGCGCAGGAUAUGAGGAAUAUCGAUGUAUUCGGAAUCAUUGUACUGCACUAAAAGAAUGCAAGAGAACCAGAUUCGAGAAACAACUAGCAGCGGAUACAGCACAAGCCCCAAAGCGAUCGUAUGCCUACCUCAGGCGAAGAAUCAGAGCAACGCCUGAUCUCCCGACUCUCGACAAAGAUGGGGCACUAGUCGAAAAAGAUGAGGACAAAGCGGAGAUGCUGGCAUCACAUUAUGCCUCAAUGUACACCAUAGACUCUAGCACACUGGCACAUCUACUGGACAUUGACACUGCGCUGAACUGGACCCCAUUUACAAUCGGAGAGGUGGCCCUGGAGCUGCGUCGACCAAAGGUUCACCAGUCACCUGGACCUGAUGGUGUGCAUCCGCCUAUCCUGAAGGAGCUGGCAGAUGAACUUGCAUCGCCAAUGUGA